AAAGUUUGGCUUUCCCUAUUUUUCUUAGCAUAAUUCAUUAUGAGAAAUACAGACGCGUAUGUACGUACUGUACCUCGCUAAUUAUAUUUGUGUGUAUGUGUAAAUGUAAAUGUGUCGUGAGUCAGAAGUUGGAAAUUAUUUUUUAAAAAAAUUUUAACGUCUAUAUACUUAGGUACCUGGAUUUCGUGUGUUUUAUCGACAGUUUCUCUGAAAAGCAUGAUCAACAACACAUAUACAAUACGAUAAGUAGAUUUGUUAUAAAGAACUGUACGAUCGCCUGUAUUCUCAUUGUCAAAAGUUCUCUCCACUUAUUAGGCAGUUUAGUCGUUCACAUUUUUAUACUUUUUGAUUCGUAAUGGCCACGUUCGUACCAUUGUUGAGUUUGGGCCAACUAAUUUUUUUAUUAACCGUUUGUUGUACACUGACAGAGGUUUAUGGUCAAAAUGGCAACACACGAGGAAUACCUCCGCGUCGACCACCUACCGGACCGUCGUGUCAUUGUGACUGUCAACCACAGCAAUGUCCACCAUGUCCAACAGUUUGUGACAAUUCUAAAAUUGAAAAUAAAUGUUCGGAGAAUCUUAAACAUUUAUUGGAUACGACGUUCAUGCACGCAGAGAAGUGGGGUAAUGAAUCCAAAACCGCAGUCAAGAAUUAUAACAACCAGAUGCAACAACAGAUUCGUUCGAAUGCCGAAUAUUCAACUAAAUCAGCCACUCUAAUUGAAGCUACAAAAAUCAACUUGCAAAAAUUGAGAGAAUACCAGAAUAAGUUCGAACAAACCGUACCACUAAAGGAAAACGUCCCUUUUGCGUUCGACCAUCGCGCGUUGAAAGAAUAUAGGAAUGUAAUACUCCAAAUUGUCGCAACGGAAGCAAUUCUGAAGAAGAUUCAACCAAGCGAAACAGAACAGAAGGAAAAACAUUAGGCCCCAUUCUACUCGUGGUCGACUGAGUGGAGAAAUUCAUUGAAAAUAAGAAAAAAUGGACAAAAACAAUUGUAUUCUGAUUGUUAAUUAUUCUAUCCAUACCUUACCUAUACGUUUAGAUGUUGUACAUCAAAUCAGUUUAUAAUUUGGUUACUAUUAAAUACUUAUCAUAUGA
Messenger RNA from Planococcus citri (citrus mealybug), 1103 nucleotides. RefSeq lists its product as uncharacterized. The transcript has 6 exons. The record is from RefSeq and is a predicted model, not a curated record. NCBI's taxonomy places the organism in Eukaryota, Metazoa, Arthropoda, Insecta, Hemiptera, Pseudococcidae. Bases 356 to 928 code for a protein of 190 amino acids.